Epinephelus lanceolatus (giant grouper) is the source of this 3690-nucleotide messenger RNA. RefSeq names its product poly (ADP-ribose) polymerase family, member 16 (gene parp16). NCBI's taxonomy places the organism in Eukaryota, Metazoa, Chordata, Actinopteri, Perciformes, Serranidae. Gene Ontology annotation, molecular function: NAD+ poly-ADP-ribosyltransferase activity. The record is from RefSeq and is a predicted model, not a curated record.
CGCAGCAGUUCCUGAAGCCAACGUUAGCUCUUCCUGCAGUGCUAUGAGUUGAGGAAGACUGAAGUGCUGGGAAUGCAGCCACCGCUCCCACCUGAGGCAGUCAGAGAGCUGGUGUGCUCCUGUCUGCACAGAGACCCGGUCGCAGCAGACCUCCGCUGCAGCCUGUUUGUUGCUGCUGCACAGAACUACAAGAGGGACUCCUUGCUCAGACCUUUCCCUCCUAGAUACAUAAGUGGGGACAAUAAGGACUUUGAGGAGCUGUUAGCAGAUGUGCACUCUCUGCCUGGUGUGAGGGAACUGGUGAGACUACGGCCCAGAGAGGGAGAUCAUCAUCUGGCUCUCACACACUGGAUCCUCUCUUCAAAGAGCUUCGCUGUGAAAACACUACAGAAAGAAGAGUAUGCCAAACUUUGUGACUUGACGCAAAAUGAAGGGAUCUCUGCGCCUGUGCCAGACUUCCUGUUUGAGCUGGAGUACUGCGAUCAGAUGAACGCCAGGUUCGAGAAGACGAGGGAAGGCAGAGACGUCUUUUAUGCAUUCCAUGGGAGCCGCCUAGAAAACUUUCACUCUAUCAUUCACAAUGGGCUGCACUGUCACCUCAACAAGAAUUCAGUGUUUGGAGAGGGGACCUACCUCACCAGUGACCUCAGCAUGGCUGUCCUCUACAGUCCUCACAGCAGUGGCUGGCGAGAAAGUCUCCUGGGUCCACUGCUCAGCUGCGUUGCCUUGUGUGAAGUCAUCGAUCACCCAGAUGUAAAGUGCCAGGUGAAGAAAAAAGAUUCUGAAAUCAUUGACCGUCAGCGCUCAAGAGCAAAGAACAGCGAAGGGGGAGACGUCCCGCAGAAGUACUUUGUAGUUACCAACAAUCAGCUUUUGCGAGUCAAGUACCUGCUUGUUUACUCUCAAAGGAGGCACCUUUCCAGACGUUCCCGCAGCACCUCCUGGCUCCUCAGACACCAUUUUGCCAUCAUGAUGAGUCUCUACCUUCUGCUGCUCAUAUUCAUCGGUGCCUUCAACUCCACCACCUUCGUAUCCUUUUGGAACAGACUGUUCAGGUGACGACACAACCAGACAAAUGGCCUAGAUGUGUGUGAUCCACAGUGCCUUCCUGAUCGGAGACUGACUGGAGGCCUGAGCAAAGAUAAAGUCUUAUGCACCUUUAUACUGUUUCCUCUCUGCAAUCCUUCUUUAUUUGUGCAAAUAACUUUAGUUACUGUUAUUCCAAGAUAACAUAUCUUUUCAAAUAUUGGGAUCAUGUUGUGUUUCAAUUUUGUUGAAAUGGGUGAUAAGGCCAUUCUGCAUUUUGACAAUGUUAUGCAAUGUUAUGUUUGUAAUUUGUUUGGUUUAGUAAACAUCCUGUUUUUUUUUUUAGAUAUGUUCUGUUGCUGUGUGGUUUUAGUUAUCUGAGGACACAGUCUUACUAACAAAGGGUUAAAAGAAAAAGCAUCUUGUUUAAAUUACUGCACAGCGACAAGUCAAGCAUUAAGAUGUUUUUUUGGUUUGUUAGGGCUGAAGUACAGAGGAUUAUCAGUGCAUUAAAGCUGGGGUAGGCAGUUUUUUUGCAUGACUGGGCAAAAAUCCCAUAAUAACCUUUCAGCAUAUUGUAAAUCAACUGGUCUGAGAGAACACUGGGCCUCUGCACCUCCUCUUGGCUCUGUCUUCUGGCUUUAGAAAAUGUAGCCUGUGACGUGAGACUUCAGCCAAUCACAGGUCAUCUCAGAGAGAGGGUGUUCCUAUUGGCUGUUCUUCAAAUGCAGAUGUGCCUGCAUGUUCCUUCAGAUGGUGAGAGUCUGAUUCAGAGGUGGAAAAUCAUGCAGAACAAGAUGCUAUUCCAGCGAACAUUGUAAAGCAGCCCAUAAAAGGAAGAUGGAUUUAUCAAAAAGGGGGUCUGACAGUAAACCACAUGUCAGUAUCAGCGAAGCGUUUCAAAGAUGAAUGGAAAAUGUUGCCAAUAGUUUAGCCUUUUGCUAACCAUAACCAAAGUUUCACAGCUGUUGCUAAUUAUAAGUUCAUGUAGGGCUGUCCCUGACUCAGAAUUAUGUCAGUCGAAUCAGAUUCGGCCAUUUAGUAUGAAUAUUGGAUGACUUUUUCAUCUUUCUUUUUUUUUUCAUUUUUCAAGUUUGAAUGGGACUUAGCCGGAGGUUCAGUUUGACAGCGGCAUUUAUGUAAUAUAGUAAUCAAGCUAACAGCACUAACAAUGGAACAGAAAUGUGCAGCAACAUUUUUUACCGACACUAGAUAUCAAACAAAAGCCAGAGACUGUGUCGUAUUAAGUAUCUGUGAGCUGUAAAUUCACCAUUUCUAAGCAGAAGAGAGAAGAGAAUGUUAAAGUUUCUCCUCCUUUGUGUCACUGCAUCAUCGCCGCAGCUGACUGUACCAAAAAGUAGCAUGAAAGUCCAGAGAGCUCACUCCACAGCAAAAUCUGGGGGGUAAAAUGUCUCAAAAAGUACACUGCAUAGCACACUAAAUAGCAAUAAAAAAGACUGCUUGACUUGAAGCUAUCUCAGUCGACUGAGGGGUCUCCGACUGAUUAUUCGAAUCUCCCACUUUCAAGGGGCAGCCCUAAGUUCAUGUUUCAAAUCACAGUAUAUCAUCUCAUCCCACAGGAUGCUAGUUCUCAUAGAAAUGCUGCAGCCCAGUCGUCAGAAGAAAAUGUUGCCAUUGUACAUUUCUGAAAACCACGAAUGUUCUUACGCAUCACGUCAGCAUUUGUAAAGUGACGUAGUACAUGAGCUAAUUUUAUCAUUGGUAAAGGGUUGGUGUGAUGCCUAAGGGAGAUGCCUGCCAAGCUACAGACAACUGGUUGUGACCUACUGAGUCAUUGCAACCAGAGCGUUUGUUUUUUUUUAGGUACGAUUUUUCUUUUUUUUUUUCUUUUUUUUACUGUGACAUUGCUGCUUUCUCCUGCUGGGAUUGUGCCCCUGAGCUGGGUAUUUUCAGCCCAAACCUGAUCUUUUCCUGACUGAAACCUGACCAAAGUGUUUUUUGUGCCUACACCUAACCACAUGUUAACCACAGCGUUGUUGAAACAUGAAGUUUCGUGCAAAUGUAACAUAUUUUUGGUUUAAAAAAACGUUCAAUGCCAACAUUUUUUCUGGCAGUUGGGUCGAUGCUGCUAUCACAAUCAGGAUGACUGAAAUGAAUGAAUAGUUCUCGUAGUACAAGUUGCUUUCCGAAGCGUGUGCAUAUACCUGUAAUUGUCUGGUGGGAGGGACUCAGGAUAGAGAGGGAAGAGCUGCAGGAGGAGGGUGUGUUUUCACAUUCUGGCAUUUCUUUUGUUUGUUUGUUAUUUGCUUUUUCGAGAAAACUGCCUCUCCCAUCUUUAACUGAUCACAUUGACUCAUUCUCACAUCGCCUGACAAGCAGGCACUACUGACAAUGUCUCAAUUUAAACUCUUACUUUUUAAUGUUAUGAUUUUGAGUCAAUCAGUCAUGGGUAGGGACCUUUUAUAACUCAUGAUUUAAGUGUAACUUUAAGGUUUUGAUUUUAACGGUUACAUUCAAUAAAGGAGAACUAUAUGAGGUUGUUGUGCUGACGUAAUGUAUUUAUAAGGACGGAUCACAGAAAGGCCGAUGACGACCUCAUGAUAUGCUCCUAUAUCCUGAUAUUAGUAAAGGAAAUAAACUGUACAUCCACAGGUUCUGAAAAUUUAUUACAAUUUUUGACACUAAUAAAAUUAUACUUUGAUU